GUAGGGGACCUACUGAAUCUGAUAAAGGGUGUCCAUAAAAAAAUAUGCAGUUCACAUCAUACUCCAUAGUGAAAUAUUAGGUUUCCCUUUAAAAUUCAGAACAAAGUGAAGAUGUCAGCUCUCGCCAUUUUUAGUUAACCUUAGCAUAAAGAUUGCAAAGGAAGAAGUAAGCCUGAAUGUACUUGCAGGUAAAAUGAUUGUUUAUGUGUACGUUUCUAAAGCAUGUAGUUUAAAACUACUAGAAUUAAUAAAGAAAUUAAGGAUGGCGGGUGCUCCCGAAUCGAUGAGGAAAGCCGCUGUCCCCGGCAGAUCCUCCCGGCCGGGGCGCCUCCAUCACCCUGCCUGCGCCUCGGCACGCUGGCAAGGAGCCCGGGAAGAGACGCCGGGAGCGACUUAUGAAAAUAUGCAUCCGUUUAAUACUGUCUUGGAAUUCAUGAGAUGGAAGCAUAGUUCAAAGCUGUUUGGAGAAAAUCGGAAGUACAGUUUUAUCUAGCCACAUCUUGGAGGAGUCCUAAGAAAGCAGUGGGAGUUGAAGUCAUUGUCAAGUGCUUGCUAUCUUUUACAAGAAAAUCUCACUGAAUGAUAGUCAUUUAAAUUGAUGAAGUAGCAAGACCAAUUAUUAAAGGUGACAGUACACAGGAAACACUACAAUUGAACAAUGACUCAGCUAUACAUUUACAUCAGAUUAUUGGGAGCCUAUUUGUUCAUCAUUUCUCGUGUUCAAGGACAGAAUCUGGAUAGUAUGCUCCACGGCACUGGGAUGAAAUCAGACUCCGACCAGAAAAAGUCAGAAAAUGGAGUAACCUUAGCACCAGAGGAUACCUUGCCUUUUUUAAAGUGCUACUGCUCAGGGCACUGCCCAGAUGAUGCUAUUAAUAACACAUGCUUAACUAACGGACAUUGCUUUGCCAUCAUAGAAGAUGACCAGGGAGAAACCACAUUAGCUUUAGGGUGUAUGAAAUAUGAAGGAUCUGAUUUUCAGUGCAAAGAUUCUCCAAAAGCCCAGCUAAGCCGGACAAUAGAAUGUUGUCGGACCAAUUUAUGUAACCAGUAUUUGCAACCCACACUGCCCCAUGUUGUCGUAGGUCCGUUUUUUGAUGGCAGCAUUCGAUGGCUGGUUUUGCUCAUUUCUAUGGCUGUCUGCAUAAUUGCUAUGAUCAUCUUCUCCAGCUGCUUUUGUUACAAACAUUAUUACAAGAGCAUCUCAAGCAGACGUCGUUACAAUCGUGAUUUGGAACAGGAUGAAGCAUUUAUUCCAGUUGGAGAAUCACUAAAAGACCUUAUUGACCAGUCACAAAGUUCUGGUAGUGGGUCUGGACUACCUUUAUUGGUUCAGCGAACUAUUGCCAAACAGAUUCAGAUGGUCCGGCAAGUUGGUAAAGGCCGAUAUGGAGAAGUAUGGAUGGGCAAAUGGCAUGGCGAAAAAGUGGCGGUGAAAGUAUUCUUUACCACUGAAGAAGCCAGCUGGUUUCGAGAAACAGAAAUCUACCAAACUGUGCUAAUGCGCCAUGAAAACAUACUUGGUUUCAUAGCGGCAGAUAUUAAAGGUACAGGUUCCUGGACUCAGCUCUAUUUGAUUACUGAUUACCAUGAAAAUGGAUCUCUCUAUGACUUCCUGAAAUGUGCUACACUGGACACCAGAGCCCUGCUUAAAUUGGCUUAUUCAGCUGCCUGUGGUCUGUGCCACCUGCACACAGAAAUUUAUGGCACCCAAGGAAAGCCCGCAAUUGCUCAUCGAGACCUAAAGAGCAAAAACAUCCUCAUCAAGAAAAAUGGGAGUUGCUGCAUUGCUGACCUGGGCCUUGUUGUUAAAUUCAACAGUGACACAAAUGAAGUUGAUGUGCCCUUGAAUACCAGGGUGGGCACCAAACGCUACAUGGCUCCAGAAGUGCUGGACGAAAGCCUGAACAAAAACCACUUCCAGCCCUACAUCAUAGCUGAUAUCUACAGCUUCGGCCUAAUCAUUUGGGAGAUGGCUCGUCGUUGUAUCACAGGAGGGAUCAUGGAAGAGCACCAAUUGCCAUAUUAUAACAUGGUACCGAGUGAUCCGUCAUACGAAGAUAUGCGUGAGGUUGUGUGUGUCAAACGUUUGCGGCCAAUUGUGUCUAAUCGGUGGAACAGUGAUGAAUGUCUACGAGCAGUUUUGAAGCUAAUGUCAGAAUGCUGGGCCCACAAUCCAGCCUCCAGACUCACAGCGUUGAGAAUUAAGAAGACGCUUGCCAAGAUGGUUGAAUCCCAAGAUGUAAAAAUCUGACCAUUAAACCAUCGGAGGAGAAACUCUAGACUGCAAGAACUGUUUUUACCCAUGGCAUGGGUGGAAUUAGAGUGGAAUAAGGAUGUUAACUUGGUUCUCAGACUCUUUCUUCACUACGUGUUCACAGGCUGCUAAUAUUAAACCUUUCAGUACUCUUAUUAGGAUACAAGCUGGGAACUUCUAAACACUUCAUUCUUUAUAUAUGGACAGCUUUAUUUCAAAUGUGGUUUUUGAUGCCUUUUUUUAAAUGGAUUUUUAUGAACUGCAUCAAGACUUCAAUCUUGAUUAGUGUCUCCAGUCAAGCUCUGGGUACUGAAUUGCCUGUUCAUAAAACGGUGCUUUCUGUGAAAGCCUUAAGAAGAUAAAUGAGUGCAGCAGAGAUGGAGAAAUAGACUUUGCCUUUUACCUGAGACAUUCAGUUCGUUUGUAUUCUACCUUUGUAAAACAGCCUAUAGAUGAUGAUGUGUUUGGGAUACUGCUUAGUUUAUGAUAGUUUGUCCUGCCUCCUUAGUGAUGUGUGUGUGUCUCCAUGCACAUUCACGCCAGGAUUCCUCUGCUGCCAUUUGAAUUAGAAGAAAAUAAUUUAUAUGCAUGCACAGGAAGAUAUUGGUGGCUGGUGGUUUUGUGCUUUAAAAAUGCAAUAUCUGACCAAGAUUCGCCAAUCUCAUACAAGCCAUUUACUUUGCAAGUGAGAUAGCUUCCCCACCAGCUUUAUUUUUUAACAUGAAAGCUGAUGCCAAGGCCAAAAGAAGUUUAAAGCAUCUGUAAAUUUGGACUGUUUUCCUUCAACCACCAUUUUUUUUGUGGUUAUUAUUUUUGUCACAGAAAGCAUCCUCUCCAAAGGUGGAGCUUCUAUUGCCAUGAACCAUGCUUACAAAGAAAGCACUUCUUAUUGAAGUGAAUUCCUGCAUUUGAUAGCAAUGUAAGUGCCUAUAACCAUGUUCUGUAUUCUUAUUCUCAGUAACUUUUAAAAGGGAAGUUAUUUAAAAAAAAAAAAAGAAAUUAAGGAUGGCUAUAGGGCAUAAAGUCAAUAUUCAAAAUUCUUUAACAAUUACAUUAAAUAAAUGGAAAAUUAUUUAAAAAAAUUUUUUACAGUCAUGCAAAGCAAAAUUCUAAAGAUUAAUUUAACAAAAGACAUGCAAGAUCUUUGUACUGGAACACUGACAUGAAUAAAGAAGAUAGAAAUAAAUGGAGAGAUAUGCUAUGUUCAUUGGUUAAAUGUUUCAAUAUUAUUAUGAUGUUAUUUUCCUCAAUACUUGUUUGCUUUUAAAGUUUAAUUUCCUUUAUGACAAAAUUGUAUAUAUUUAUCAUGUGUGACAUGAUAUUUUGAAUAUCAUUGUACAUAUAUAUUAUAUAUAUACAAAUUGUGAAAUGGUUAUAUCAAACUAAUUAACAUAUUACCUAACAUAAUUAUCAAUUUUUUUGGUGAGAACACUUAAAAUCUACUCUCAGCAUUUUUCAAGAGUAAAUACAUUGUUAUUAACUACAGUCACCAUGCUGUAUAAUAAAUAUCUUCAAUGUAUUCCUAUUAUCUAACUGAAAUUUUAUAUUCUUUGACCAACAUCUCCUCAAGCUCCAUUUUCCAUAUUUGUAUAUAGAGUCUAAGCAAUAAUCCUAAUAUUUUCUGUAAUUGACAAGUUGAUUCUAAAAUUGUAUAGAAACACACACAAAAAAGCCCCUACUAUAGACAAAAUAAUCUGGAAAAUAAAAAAUAGUUGGUACAUUAUAUUACCUAAAUUCUAGACUUAUUAAAGCAAUGAAGACAGUAUGGUAUUAGCACACAGAGGGAAAAAUAGAUGCUAGGAAAAAUAGAUAACUGAGGUUCUAGAAAUUGAUCCAUGUAAUAUGAUCAAUUGAUUUUUCAACAAAUGGUGCUAGAACUUCAGGUUAACCAUAUAAAUCUGGUUACUUAUUCACACCACACACAAACAUUUACUUGAUAUGGGUAAUAGCUCUAUAAGUUAAAAUUUUGGUUUUUAGGAUAAAAAAAUAUUUAGACUUUGAACAUCUACUUCGUAAGAGAAGAUAUAGGAACGGUCAAUAAGCCCUUACGAUUAAAAUUAAAUCCAUAAUCAGAUGCCAUUUCACACCCACUAGAUGACUAAAAUCCAGAAAGAUAGUCAACAUCAAAUAUUAGAGAUGAUAUAGAACGACUGAAACUCAUAUAACUUUUUGGUGAACAUUUUAUACAUUAUUACUAAUUUGGCAAAAUGUUGACGGUUUCUUAUAAAGUUAAGCAUCUACCUAUCCUAUGAAAAAAGCAUUCUAUUCCUAAGUAUUUACACAAGGUAAAUAAAAAUAUGACUAUAAAAUAACUAGUAUAAAAUUAUUUGUAGAAGCUAAGCUAAAACUGGAAAUGAUCCUAAUUUCUAUCAACAGGAGAAUGCAUUUAAAAUUUUGAUAUGUUCAUGCAGAGAAAUACUACUCAGCAAUUUCUUUCAAAAGGAAAAGAACUACUGAUGCACAAACAACAUGGAUAAAUCUUAACAUAUUAUGUCGAGUGAAAAAAGACUGACUAGUAUGUACUGUAUGAUUUCAUUUUUAUGAAAUUCUCUAAGAGGCACAACUAAUUUAUGUUCUAAAAAUCAGAACAGAGUUUGCCUCGGGGUCCACUCCUUGACUGGAAGGAGCCAUGAUAAAACUUUCUGGAGUGAUGGAAAAGUUUUAUCUUACAUCCUCAAAGAUUUAGGUCAGUUCCAACUACGAAAUGUUCCUACUUACCUUUUAAUUUGAAGUUCAACUGUUUACAGAAGCUUUCAAAAUUAUUAUUUUUUUGUAUAAAACAUUUU
Messenger RNA from Gorilla gorilla gorilla (western lowland gorilla), 5043 nucleotides. Its product is annotated as bone morphogenetic protein receptor type-1A-like. Bases 659 to 2254 code for a protein of 531 amino acids. Gene Ontology annotation, molecular function: transmembrane receptor protein serine/threonine kinase activity; ATP binding. The transcript has a single exon. The record is from RefSeq and is a predicted model, not a curated record. Gene Ontology annotation, cellular component: plasma membrane; signaling receptor complex. Gene Ontology annotation, biological process: cellular response to growth factor stimulus; cell surface receptor protein serine/threonine kinase signaling pathway; protein phosphorylation. Lineage: Eukaryota; Metazoa; Chordata; Mammalia; Primates; Hominidae.